AUGUCUUCAUACUUAUUUGCUCUUAUCGCAUUCCUGGCUGUGACCAGUUCAAUCAAUGCUCACGUUGCCGAGCUAAAGCUCACAGCCACUGCAACUCUACAGUCGCAUGAUUGCAAAUCCAAAAACGCGAACACCGUCGAAGGCAAGAUCGUUCUUAAGAACACUGAUCACAACUUACUUGGGGAUCACAAAGAUACCCUAUCCAAAGCCCUCACCGAUCAUGUUCGAUCAGGAUGUGCUGCUAACGCUAAAUCAGAAGCCAACGUGCACACCGUCACAAAACUCGGUAACGGUGACUUGGAAGUAGCCUACACAUGCACAGGUGUUAAAGACCACGACACGUGCCACAAGUCAUUACACGCAGCCUGCGGAAGCGAUCAUGUAAAACAGACAAUCGGAAAAUGUUCCCAUUCUCACCCACAAACCGGCAAAGCAGCACCAGCGAAGCUCGAAUUACCUACAGCAACUAUUGGUAAGUCAAAGUCGCCACAAUCAUAUUUCCUUUUAGCCGUCGCUGGAUCUGCAACUCUACAUUCGCAUGACUGCAAAUCCAAAGACGCAACGAGCGUCGAAGGCAAGAUCGUUCUUAAGAACACUGAUCACAACUUACUCGGGGAUCACAAAGAUACCCUUUCGAAAGCCCUCACUGACCAUGUUCGAUCAGGAUGUGCUGCUAACGCUAAAUCAGAAGCCAACGUGCACACCGUCACAAAAUUGGGUAACGGUGACUUGGAAGUAGCCUACACAUGCACAGGCGUUAAGGAUCAUGACACAUGCCACAAGUCAUUACACGCAGCCUGCGGAAGCGAUCAUGUCAAACAAACAAUCGGAAAAUGUUCCCAUUCUCACCCACAAACCGGCAAAGCAGCACCAGCGAAGCUCGAAUUACCUACAGCAACUAUUGGUAAGUCAAAGUCGCCACAAGUACCCACCGUGGCUGGAUCUGCAGCUCUACAUUCGCAUGACUGCAAAUCCAAAGACGCAACGAGCGUCGAAGGCAAGAUCGUUCUUAAGAACACCGAUCACAACUUACUUGGGGAUCACAAGGACACCCUUUCGAAAGCCCUCACUGACCACGUUCGAUCAGGAUGUGCAGCUAACGCAAAAUCGGAAGCCAACGUGCACACGGUCACAAAACUCGGUAACGGUGACUUGGAAGUAGCGUACACAUGCACAGGUGUUAAAGACCACGACACGUGCCACAAGUCAUUACACGCAGCCUGCGGAAGCGAUCAUGUCAAACAAACAAUCGGAAAAUGUUCGCAUUCCCACCCACAAACCGGCAAGGCAGCGCCACAUGAUGCACACACAGCUGCAACAGUUAAGAAAGAAACACAUGCAGCCGUCACUGCCUCACCAGCUCUCCAUUCACAUGACUGCAAAUCAAAGGAUUCCCACACGGUGGAAGGCAAGAUUGUUCUUAAGAACACUGAUCACAACUUGCUUGGCGACCACAAGGACGCCCUGUCCAAAGCCCUCACCGACCAUGUUCGAUCAGGAUGUGCUGCUAACGCUAAAUCAGAAGCCAACGUGCACACCGUCACAAAAUUAGGUAACGGCGACUUGGAAGUAGCCUACACAUGCAAAGGUGUUAAAGAUCAUGACACAUGCCACAAGUCAUUACAUGCAGCCUGCGGAAGCGAUCAUGUAAAACAGACAAUCGGAAAAUGUUCUCAUUCUCACGCACAUACUGGCAAACCAGCGCAGCAUGAUACCCACACAGCUGUGCCGCUCACACAUGCGACGAAGGGCCACUCUGAACAUGCUCCAGCAGGCACACACGCUGCAGCAGGAACGGAUGCCCCUCCUGAACAUCAAGCCACGCAUAAAGCAGAGCAUGAAGCCUCACACAAACCAGAACAUCAUGAAGCCACCCAUAAGCCAGAACAUCAUGAAGCCUCGCACAAGCCAGAACAUCAUGAAGCAUCACACAACCCAGAACAUCAUGAUGCCUCGCACAAGCCAGAACAUCAUGAAGCAUCACACAAACCAGAACAUCAUGAAGCCACGCACAAACCAGAACAUCAUGAAGCCACCCAUAAGCCAGAACAUCAUGAAGCCACGCACAAACCAGAACAUCAUGAAGCCUCGCACAAGCCAGAACAUCAUGAAGCCACGCACAAACCAGAACAUCAUGAAGCCACCCAUAAGCCAGAACAUCAUGAAGCCUCACACAAACCAGAACAUCAUGAAGCAUCACACAAACCAGAACAUCAUGAAGCCACCCACAAGCCAGAACAUCAUGAAGCCUCACACAAGCCAGAACACCAUGGUAAGGACCAUGAAGCCACGCACAAGCCAGAACACCAUGGAGCCAGUCACAAGCCAGAACACCAUGGUGUCUCACACAAGCCAGAACACCAUGGUGUCUCACACAAGCCAGAACAUCAUGGUGCUUCACACGAACCACAGCACCAUGGCAAAGACCAUGGAGCCACUCACAAGCCAGAACACCAUGGUAAGGACCAUGAAGCCACGCACAAGCCAGAACACCAUGGUAAGGAACAUGGAGCCAGUCACAAGCCAGAACACCACGGCAAGGACCAUGAAUCUACGCAUAAGCCAGAACAUCAUGGUGCUUCACACAAGCCAGAACAUCAUGGUGCUUCACACAAGCCAGAACAUCAUGAUGCCUCACACAAGCCAGAACAUCAUGGUGCUUCACACAAGCCAGAACAUCAUGAUGCCUCACACAAGCCAGAACAUCAUGGUGCCUCACACAAACCAGAACACGGUGCCUCACACAAACCAGAACAUCAUGAUGCCUCACACAAGCCAGAACAUCAUGGUGCCUCACACAAACCAGAACACGGUGCCUCACACAAGCCAGAACACCAUGGCAAGGACCAUGAAGGUACGCAUAAGCCGGAACAUCAUGGUGCCUCGCACAAGCCAGAACACCAUGGCAAGGACCAUGAAGGUACGCAUAAGCCGGAACAUCAUGGUGCCUCACACAAGCCAGAACAUCAUGGUGCCUCACACAAACCAGAACACGGUGCCUCACACAAGCCAGAACACCAUGGUGCCUCACACAAACCAGAGCACCAUGGCAAAGACCAUGGAGCCACUCACAAGCCAGAACACCAUGGUGCUUCACACAAACCAGAGCACCAUGGCAAAGACCAUGGAGCCACUCACAAGCCAGUACAUGGUGCCACACACAAGCCAGUGCAUGGUGCCUCACACAAGCCAGAACACCAUGGCAAAGACCAUGGAGCCACUCAUAAGCCGGUGCAUCACGGCAAGGCCGGUGACAAGGAUCAUACUCCAUCGCAUGCUCGACUUCCAUUACAUGAUCAGUGUGGAUUUCCAGGAAGAUCUCAUGGACAUGAUGAUUCGUCUUCAUCUGAAGAAAAUCGAGUGAGACAUGGUCAUCCACGACAUUCACAUCGAGACGACAGCUCAUCGUCGGAUGAAAAUGACAUUAAAAAACCUCAGGGUGGUUGUGGCCGAUGUGCAAUGAGUCAUAUAGUUUCAUCGGUUGUUCUCAAUGGUCUUACAGUUGAGAAGGUUUCGCGAAAGUCCGGUGGAAAUUUUGUCGAACAAUUCAAAAAUGCUUUACACAAGGAGAUCCAAAGACAUCAUCAGAAAGGCGUCAAAUCAAUCAAAGUUACAGCUUUAAAUACUUUCAACGACGAUAAAUUGAUGGUCGAUUUUGUUACUUUUGUCGAUCCGACACGUUACCAUCAAAUAAGUCGCGCUAUUCGUCAAGCUCUUACCUCGAAAGCUGUUGAAAAGGCACUCAAAGAUCAUUGCAAUUAA
Adineta ricciae is the source of this 3762-nucleotide messenger RNA. The record is from the annotation of a GenBank genome assembly. NCBI's taxonomy places the organism in Eukaryota, Metazoa, Rotifera, Eurotatoria, Adinetida, Adinetidae.